Molecule: messenger RNA, 1540 nt
Organism: Daldinia loculata
Lineage: Eukaryota; Fungi; Ascomycota; Sordariomycetes; Xylariales; Hypoxylaceae
Product: adenylylsulfate kinase
Exons: 2
Coding region: 691-1383 (230 amino acids)
Biological process (GO): sulfate assimilation
Molecular function (GO): adenylylsulfate kinase activity; ATP binding
Source: RefSeq, a predicted model, not a curated record
UAUAGAUAAAUGCCUGCUUUGCCUUGAGUGGAUGAUAACUUAUAGGCCAAGAUGAAGAUCGGGAAUACGUUAAACAUGCGGCAUAGCACGACAAGAUGACUACGCCGGUUUAGUAUAGUGUGCUCUUUACACAUUACGCAGCCAGAUGACGAAUCUUUGAUUAAGCACACCUAUUAUAUCCUAGCUGUCUGUAAAACAAAGUCGGCCUCAUAAAUAUCUCUUGUAAGCUACUUGGAAAUAUAUUUACUAAAUAUUAUUUCCCGUUCUUAAACAUACCUAGGUAUUUAUUAGCCUAUCCGGCAUCACUUAUACAACUUAUACAACUUGAUAGGGAGCAGUUCAGAUCAGACAAUUGCCCAGUUGAGCCAAGGCCCGCGAAUCGGAGGCGGAUGGAAGCACGUCAUCCGACCACCGACAUCCUAAACGGUAACUAAAGUACCCGCUGCGGCUAAGGCACGUCAGUAAGUCGAGCACUUAGGUACAGCACAGCACCUAUCGACAUAGUCCAGAACCUUGAAUUUGGGAAAAGCUGAGACGGGAACUUCCAUACAUAAUUACUUCUAUGAGAUCUUGAUUAUUAUUCAAGGUUUAUCCGUCUCAUUUAUUUUUUUGCAUGCAUUUUCAUACCUCACGUGGUAAUCUUCAGCUUUCCGUUGCUAGGAAUCGUGCUAGGAAUCGGGAUAGAUAGAAAUGGCGACCAACAUAACCUGGCACCCCUCCCUCUCGCGCCGCGAGCGCAUCGCCCUCCGCGGCCAGCGCGGCUUCACGCUGUGGUUCACCGGGCUCAGCGCCUCAGGUAAAUCGACCGUCGCGACCGCGCUAGAGCAGCACCUGCUGCACCUGAACGUCGCCGCGUACCGCCUCGACGGCGACAACGUGCGCUUCGGGCUGAACAAGAACCUCGGCUUCAGCGACGCCGACCGCCAGGAGAACAUCCGCCGCAUCGGCGAGGUCGCCAAGCUGUUCGCCGACAGCGCCCAGGUCGCCAUCACCUCCUUCAUCUCCCCCUUCCGCGCCGACCGCCAGCUCGCCCGCGACCUCCACGCCGCUGCCGCUGCCGCUGCCGCCGACGGCGACGUCCCCAUCCCCUUCGUCGAGGUCUAUGUCGACGUGCCCAUCGAGGUUGCCGAGCAGCGCGAUCCGAAGGGCUUGUAUAAGAAGGCCCGCGCGGGUGAGAUCAAGGAGUUCACUGGGAUUAGCAGCCCUUAUGAAGCUCCUGAGAAUCCCGAGAUUACCAUCCGUACGCAUGAGAACUCUGUUGAGGAGUGUGUUUUGCAGAUUGUCAAGUGGCUCGAGGAGAAGGAUUUGAUUCCUACCAAGACUACUACGGCUACGGCUGCUGAUGCCGCGGGAAAUUCCGGCAUUGCUGCUCUUGCUUCGUGAGAGGUGCUGGUUAGUAGAAAAUAGGAGAAUGGGUGCUUAGUCUAAAGCUGGUACGGAUGUGAGCUACAAUUCAUCACGAAGUGAAAGGCAAAUCGCUAUUUAGAAGUGAGGCGAAACACGUAGAGUCGAGCAAUAGAUAUCAACCGUUCCGAAGACA